Messenger RNA from Neurospora hispaniola, 324 nucleotides. RefSeq lists its product as uncharacterized. The transcript is spliced from 2 exons. The coding region runs from base 1 to 324 and encodes 107 amino acids. The record is from RefSeq and is a predicted model, not a curated record. NCBI's taxonomy places the organism in Eukaryota, Fungi, Ascomycota, Sordariomycetes, Sordariales, Sordariaceae.
AUGCUCAUCGGCAAGAUGCUCAAACUGAGUCAACAACUCAACAAGCUCUCCAAACCCAUCCUCGUCUACCUCGCCGCCCUCCAAGACGUGCCCGUCAACCCCAUCCACAUCGCCACUGCUGCUGCCGCCACUACGACGACGACGACGACGACGUCGUAUUAUGUUGCGAUACCACCCAGGAGGAGGAGGGGGAGGGGGAGGGGCAGGAGGAACGUGGCCGACGCCUUUUCCUUUGGUGUACUCGCCAUCGACGGCGUCGUCGUUGUCGUCUGUGAUGGGAUGGGAAGUUUGGUUGUGGUGGUCUGUGGGGUUUUGGAGAGGUGA